Hyaena hyaena (striped hyena) is the source of this 2918-nucleotide messenger RNA. RefSeq names its product chromosome unknown C20orf204 homolog (gene CUNH20orf204). The coding region runs from base 2137 to 2715 and encodes 192 amino acids. The record is from RefSeq and is a predicted model, not a curated record. The transcript has 4 exons. Lineage: Eukaryota; Metazoa; Chordata; Mammalia; Carnivora; Hyaenidae.
GGGAAGGGCGGUGCACAUUCUGGGAACAGCGGGGGCUCUCCUGGUGACUCACUUUUCCCCGGGACAUCUCGCAGGUCUGCCCACCAGGGUAAGCGGCUCUCUUGAGUGAAUGUGGACAGUGGGCCCAGCUUCCUAAAGUGCCUCCCAAGUGUGCUGCUAGGGGCUCACGGGGAGCCCUCCCUCGGCUGUGUGUCGGAGGGAAAUGUUACCAGUAAAAGCUUUUUCACGUGUGCUUGUGGGUUUAUUUUUACAAUCCGUAAUUUAUAGUCGACAGUUUUGUUCUAAAGCACUUAUAAGUCCUCAUCUCUGGAUUGAAAAAAUGCAUAACCUGGGAGACUUCGCAUGUUUGCACUGUUAUGCUGUGUGAGGACAAAGGACUUCCUCACACUUCGGACCACUGUGUGUAUGUGUUCAGCGGGAAACCAGCAGAUUCUCUUAGAAAGGGUGUGUUGGCCACGUCUACAGACAUCUGGCCAGAGGUCGUUGGUUGUCCAGAGGCUGUGGGCCAAGGAGAAGAGAUGCUACUUACGACAUAACGGUGAUGAGAAGAGUAGCUGGCAGCUGUUCCACACGUUCAUGUGAGAGAAGAUUCCAGACAGGCUUCUUGUGCCUCUUGGUGCCUCUUGGUUCCUGGUGACACCGAUGAGGGGCCUGUUGUGGGGAUCAGUCACUGACCCACCGCUCAACCCUCUCAAGGCAGCCAAGUUUGGGGAACAUUUGCCGCGAUGUCAACACCUGGGGCCGGUGCUGCCCCAGGUCAGCUUUGCCUAGAGAGAGCAGAGCCUGCUGGGUCCACCCCUGCCCUGGGAGCCAGAAGGGCACCGCCAUCCCAGAGCAGGGGAAGGACCACCCCUGCGGCCUGGAUCCUACUCCCAGACUGUGACUCUGAACGUGCUUCCUCUGCCUCUCACCCUGAGGUGGCUCAGGCCUGCGGAGCACAGCCGGGGUUCACGCCAUCUUCACUGAAACUUCAGUUCCCUUUCAUCUCAUGGAAGAGGCAGGAGGGAUCCUGCCUGUUACAUUUAUCACAUCAAAGAGAUAGUCCUGAAGCUUUUAGGAGCUUGAAAGCUAGCCUGUUGCUGCAUAGAUGUAGAAACCGAGGCCCAGGAACGAACAGUGACUUGGCUGUAGUCACAGGGCCUGCUGGCAGCCUUCUGUGCUCUGAGUUGGAUGUGACUUCUCGUGGGCACUUUUCUGACCUCAGUGUCAGGUGCGGCCUCCUGCAGAGCCCUUAGAAGGUUCCAGAGCACCUGGAUCAUCCAGUGUGAAUAUCUUCUCCUUUGCAUGGGGGUUGUUUGCUUUGAGGUGGUUAAACUACUUUUCUCCCUGAGACAGAUGACCUAGGCUUCUCGUCAGCUGGUAUUUCUCGAGCUCCAGCUCGAGGCAAGUUGGGUUCUGUAGGCUGUGCUUGUUCUGAGGUGGUGAUUGUGGGGUUGAGGGCCUGUUUGGGCCAGUGGCCAUGACCUCCCCCAGCAAAAGACCCCCUCAGCCCAGGAGCGAUGAAAAGUAGGAGGAGCUUGGGAAGUCCCGCACUGGGACCUGCUGGGGCAGGACCCUCAGGAUGUCAGGGUGCGGGGGGCUGGUGGCUGUGGUGAGUUAGGUCCAGCUCACCUGGUUCUGCAGCAGCCGGGUUCCUGGGAGAGGCAGCACCUGCUGGCUGCUGAGGAAGUCCCCAGUGGAGGGUGCAGACAGGCCCCUGGCCUCUUCUGGCUUGUCUACCCCAGCUGGGCCCAGCAUUGUUCACUGGGCACCCCACCCCCUCUUCGACAGUACAGACCUUCCUGGGGCUGAUGGCUCAAUCCAAGACCCACUGGAUGGGAAGAGAGCCUGCAGCUGUCGGGCUCCAGGGUCAGGUUAAUUGAAGAAGCAAUUGGAUAGGAGGUGGGGAGAGGGAGGGGGUAGGGCUGGGAUUGUGGGGCCUCCCUCCCUCUCCCUCCCUCCUCUGCUCAGAGGAGCCAACUUCAAAAGCGUUGCCUGCCUGCCGCCAGCCUUCCCUGCUGCAGCCUGUCCUGGGAAGCCCUGCUGGCCAGGCUUGGAGCAGGACCUGGGUGGCAGCCACACUCCCUACCUGAGGACCCAGGAUCAUGUGCAAGGCCCACUGGCAGGAGUGAGGGAGGGCCUCACCCUGAGAGGCCCAUGGUGCCUCUCAAGCCUGCACUCUGGGCGCUCCUGCUGGCUCUGCUGGGGCUUGCACCAGGCCAGGCAGGGCUCCACGCCUGCAGUGUCCCUGACGUGCUCCGUCACUACCGUGUGGUCAUCUUUGAGGACCUGCAGGCCGCCGUGAGGCAGGUCGGGCCAGGGGCAGGUCGGACUGGGCCAGGCUCCCGACACCUCCAUUUCAUCCAGAAAAACCUGACUGAAGCUGCAGCCCUUGGACGGCAGGAUCGGGCGGGAGCUUCCUGCAGUGCCCAGAAGGAGCACGAUAUCCUACUGUCCAUUGCAUCCCUGGGCCAGACCCUGCGCAGGGUAGUGGCCCAGGGCCACCACCGUGGGGCACUGGAGAAAGCCGCGUGGACUGUAGCCCUGCGCACUGAAGCACUGAUGCGGCGCCACUGCUGGAUGCUGCACCAGCAGGGCGGGCGGCCCAAGAGGCGCCCUCCCCAGCGUCACAGCCGCCGCAGCCGGAGGCGGCUCCUUCUGCGCGUCCUGGACACCGUCGCCACCUGCUGGGAGAAGCUCUUCGCGCUGCGUGCCGCGGCCACAGAGGGCUCCUAGCGCGUCCUGAGCAGGCCAGAGAAGAGCCAGUGGGGCCGCGGGGCCUGGGAACCAGCUUGGUUUGGUGACAACCGCCUUCCCUCCCUCUUGUUGGCUUACUGCUGGGCCAGGCCCCUUGCUGUCAUGACCCGCUCUCCCUGGAGGGCCCUGGACCUGGACAUGCUCCAGACGCCAAGCCAGGACUCAGUAAACUGCUGGUGCUA